Molecule: messenger RNA, 12096 nt
Organism: Candoia aspera
Lineage: Eukaryota; Metazoa; Chordata; Lepidosauria; Squamata; Candoiidae
Gene: PRKCA
Product: protein kinase C alpha
Exons: 17
Coding region: 205-2229 (674 amino acids)
Biological process (GO): peptidyl-serine phosphorylation; intracellular signal transduction
Molecular function (GO): ATP binding; zinc ion binding; diacylglycerol-dependent serine/threonine kinase activity
Source: RefSeq, a predicted model, not a curated record
CCGCCUCCCUCCUGCGCGUGGCUCAGACGUCAGGAGGAGCCCAAGUGGGAAGGAGGCAGCGCCCAUCCACACAGCUGCCAGAGUGUCGGCGGCUGGCGGACGGGGCAGAGUCGGGGGAAGCAGCUUCCUGGGUUAGGCGAAGUCGAAGGAAAGCAGGAAGGAGUGAGACGCGGGGAAAGGGGGGCUCGCUCGGGCGCGCGCGCCAUGGCCGACGUCUUCCCAGCCCCCGAGCCCGGCUCGGGUCCCGACGCGGCUCGGCGGUUCGCCCGGAAAGGGGCCCUCCGGCAAAAAAACGUGCACGAAGUGCGGGACCAUAAAUUCAUCGCGCGGUUCUUCAAGCAGCCCACCUUCUGCAGUCACUGCACCGACUUCAUCUGGGGGUUUGGAAAACAAGGAUUUCAAUGCCAAGUUUGCUGUUUCGUGGUUCACAAGAGGUGCCAUGAAUUCGUUACUUUUUCUUGUCCUGGAGCAGACAAGGGACCUGACACUGAUGAUCCCAGAAGCAAGCAUAAGUUCAAAAUCCACACAUAUGGGAGCCCAACAUUUUGUGACCAUUGUGGUUCAUUACUUUAUGGACUUCUCCACCAAGGGAUGAAAUGUGACACUUGUGAUAUGAAUGUUCACAAACAAUGUGUAAUAAACGUCCCAAGUCUUUGUGGAAUGGAUCACACAGAAAAAAGAGGAAGGAUUUAUUUGAAGGCUGAAGUGACUGGUGACAAGCUGGGAGUCACAGUGCGGGAAGCAAGAAAUCUAAUUCCUAUGGAUCCUAAUGGACUCUCAGAUCCAUAUGUGAAACUGAAACUUAUUCCAGAUCCUAAGAAUGAAAGUAAACAAAAAACAAAAACCAUCCGUUCCACGCUCAAUCCACACUGGAAGGAGGCAUUCACAUUCAAAUUAAAGCCUACAGAUAAAGAUAGAAGGUUAUCUGUGGAGGUCUGGGAUUGGGAUCGAACAACUAGGAAUGAUUUCAUGGGAUCUCUUUCUUUUGGGGUGUCAGAACUGAUGAAGUCACCAGCCUGUGGAUGGUACAAAUUACUUAACCAGGAAGAAGGCGAGUAUUAUAAUGUGCCGAUACCAGAAGCUGAUGAAGAUGGAAAUGCUGAAUUGAGACAGAAGUUUGAGAAAGCCAAGCUUGGUCCAUCAGCUAACAAAGUUAUAACUCCAGUUGAAGACCGGACUUGUAACUUACCAUCCAACAAUCUUGAUCAGGUUAAACUAACAGAUUUCAACUUUCUAAUGGUGCUUGGAAAAGGGAGUUUUGGGAAGGUGAUGCUAGCAGAACGAAAGGGAACAGAAGAACUGUAUGCAGUCAAAAUAUUGAAAAAAGACGUGGUGAUUCAAGAUGAUGAUGUGGAGUGUACCAUGGUUGAAAAGCGGGUUCUAGCUUUGAUGGACAAACCUCCUUUCUUAACAUACCUUCACUCUUGCUUCCAGACUGUGGAUCGCCUGUACUUUGUCAUGGAGUAUGUCAAUGGUGGUGACCUCAUGUAUCAUAUUCAGCAAGUAGGAAAAUUUAAGGAGCCCCAAGCAGUGUUCUAUGCAGCAGAGAUCUCAGUGGGCCUUUUUUUUCUCCAUAAGAAAGGAAUUGUUUAUCGAGAUCUGAAAUUAGAUAAUGUAAUGUUGGAUUCUGAAGGACAUAUUAAGAUUGCAGACUUUGGCAUGUGCAAGGAGAAUAUGAGUGAAGGAGUGUCAACAAGGACCUUCUGUGGGACUCCAGAUUAUAUUGCACCAGAGAUUAUUGCCUAUCAGCCAUAUGGAAAGUCAGUGGACUGGUGGGCCUAUGGAGUACUUUUAUAUGAGAUGCUGGCUGGUCAGCCUCCAUUUGAUGGUGAGGACGAAGAUGAACUCUUUCAGUCAAUAAUGGAACAUAAUGUUUCCUAUCCCAAAGCAAUGUCCAAAGAAGCUGUGUCCAUCUGCAAAGGGUUAAUGACUAAACACCCUGCGAAGCGUCUCGGCUGUGGGACUGAAGGGGAGAGAGACAUUAGGGAACACGCCUUCUUUAGGAGAAUUGACUGGGAAAGACUGGAGAACAGAGAAAUCCAACCUCCAUUCAAACCUAAAGUGUGUGGCAAAGGUGCCGAAAACUUUGACAAGUUCUUUACCAGAGGACAACCAGUAUUAACGCCACCUGAUCAGCUGGUCAUUUCUAACAUAGACCAAACAGAUUUUGAGGGGUUCUCCUAUGUCAAUCCGCAGUUUGUACAUCCCAUGUUGCAGAGUGCAGUAUGAAAACAAUAGACUCAGGAAAGCUACCCAGUGGGAAAUUGCCCUUAGCCCUGGAAUUUUUAGACCUUUGCCUUGUUGAUUCCAUUUGGGUCUGGGAAUUGUAGGGGUAAGGAGGAAGGGAAGAUGCCGAGGAACACGUGGACGUAGAAGAUCACCCAGUGUAUUUAUCUAGGAAUCACUGCUGCUUAUAGAUUACUGCUAGCCUUUGUCAUUUUUAUAACUUUGACUAUUUUUCUCUAUAUCCUGUAUCUCUGAAAACUUCUUCUUAAAUGGUUAGUAAUGGAUCUGAGAGUAUCAUGUGGGGUUAAGGAAGAAAGAUGAAAAUAUAAGCGGACUGAAUAAUAAGGGGCCUGGGGAAAAAAUGGAAUAAAGGGAAAUCCAGAAAAUUUCCUUCAAUAUUACAGUUGGCCAGAUCUCUGUUAAAACAAAUACGUGAACAAACAAGGCCCGUAAGAUCUUUUAAAAUUAGUUGAUCAAAAUAGAGGUUUCAUAUAAGUUUUCAGUAUCAAGUUUUCAGCAUAAAAUAAAAAUUAUGUGCAUAGGAUGAAUACUAACUAGAGCCUGUGAUGAACUAGCUCAAGGGUAAAACUGCAUAAUACUGAUAUAUGUAUUAUUUUUAAUCUCCAUGAGAUUAUAUUAUAAUCCAGGGUGCCAUUUUGCUAUUUAAUUUACACCACUAGUCAAGUUUAUUGUAAAGCCAGUUUUAAUAUUUAAUCCUAAAUAUUUCUUAACUUGGCUCUGAAGCUAAUCUACACAUCCCUAACUCUUCAAUUUAUACUUAUUUAUUUAGUAAACUGCAUGAAUAGAAUAUAAAAAGUGUACAGUAAAUUAAUAGAGAUGUAGAAUUCAGAGUCAAGCCUGAGAUAAUUAAGGAAUGUUUCUAAAAAUAAAUUCAGCUUUUAACAUACUGGUUUAGAUUACCUGGAACCGCAGAAAUGAGUGAAAACUUAACACAGAAUAAGUUUUCUUCAACAGCUGUUGGAAGCUGUUGAAUACAUUUUUGAAUAUGCAUCAUGCAAUGAAUUUUGCAUGUUUAAUGAACAACGUUAAAUGAAUCUAUAUUAUGGGUAAUUGUAUCACCUAUGAUACAUAUGAUGCACAUUUUAAAAAGACACAGCUGAGCUAUACUAGUGAAGGUUCUUCUGGAUGAUCUUUUCUUUAGCUUUAGCUUAAUGUUCUAUUACUAUUUUGGUUUUGUUUGGGACUUUCUGCACCUUGUUGAUUGCUUAGGGAGAUCUGUGCUCCAUGUGUUAUUUUUAUGUAGUGCUACUGCUAAAUUAUCUUAAACUGCUACAAGAUUUUGAGCACAGUGAACACAAUACACAUGCAUGUGCAAAGUUUACCCACCCCCAGCCAGUAAAUAGAAGCUGCUGGUGCAUGCAGGGCCAAUUCUCCCCAUCUUUUUCUAGAGAACUUGCAACAUAUCCCUAAAUCAAUUGUUCAAUCUCAAGCAGUUUAAAAAGCCGCAGGACAGUUACAGGAUGUGAGAAGAGAACUUGAACAGGAAACUUGGACAACAACUGUCUACCUGCACAUUUUUUCUUCUUUCAGUAUGAGGCUUUCUCUCAAGAGGAAGCUGGGCACUCACUGCAUAUCUAUUACUUUUGGUGAGGGGAGAAAGAACAAUUUAUUAGAGCUAUAAUUAUCAGAGGUUUCACAGAGUUGUAAUCCCCUGCUUUUAAAUCAGUUCAUUCCCCACCCCCGCUGUUUGACUAGAAGGUACCCAUUUUUAAGAUCAAUAAAUAGUGGAUGUGUCAUUUUUUUGUAUGUAAAUGUGAUAUGCUUUUUCUUGUAACGUUUUCCCUCUUAAUUUCUGUACAUUUAGCUGCCAAAAUAUGUGCAUGUGAGCCCCUGGAAGGCCCAUCUGCUUAUCAGUUUUGCCACACAGAAGUGUGUCCUCAACAUGAAAUGUAUUACAGAAACUUAGGAAGAAGAGGUUCCCAAUUGUAUCUGAAGAUUAAUUUUUCAUGCCAGCUUAGAACUGUGUCAAAAUCCCCUUUAGAAAACUCUUGCUCCCCUGAAGAUACUCAUUUUCUCCAAGGAUCUGUGCAAGGGUCACUUUGUACUUGCUUUUUUGCCUUCUUUUGGAAUUCUCUGGGAUAGAGAAGCAUGCACAUGUUACAAGUGAACAGAACACAUACAAAUGCACACAUAAUCUUCAGUGUGUUCAGAAUUUAUUAAGAAAACUAUUCUGAAGACAAGUUGUCAGGUGUGCAACCAUGACCAAAUAAACCAGGUCCUCAUGUAUGUGCUUUCCUCUACAACGGUGUGCCAAAAAGCAUUUGUAAAGGUGACCCUAAACCUAAGCCCCAAAUAAACACCACAUGGGCUGUGAAACAACUGUAGUCGUAAGAUACUUGUGAAAAUUGAGGAUGCUAGUUUCAGAUGCCAUGUUGUGAGCUGCCUACGAUCACUGUGUGAGAUAGGCGGCCAUAUAAAUUCAGUAAAUGAAUAAAUUGCAAGAGCAUUGACAUCUCAGAAAACAUGUAAUGAGAUUUUUGCAUGUGAUAGUUACCGUUUUUGUAAACUUUGUGCUGCACCUGGUAAAAAUAUUCCUGCCCCAUUUAGUACUUACAGUACAUUGGCACACUCCUCCUUCCAAUUCCUAUACCUAGGGUUCCAAAUGGUCACAAAGAAAUAAAUAGGACUGCAAAAAUGCACUAUAUCUCUAGUUCAACUGAGAAUCAACUAACUAAAGAGCUGUGCCCUUGGUGAAAACUGCAGUACUGAAGAGCCACCAAAACAUAACUGAAAACAGGAGAGGCUCAUGCCAUUAAGUGGAUGUAACAUUGGAAGUUGUAGCAGACUGUGAAUAAGAGAUAUUUAAGCAGGGCAAUGCAGAUUUAGCUGUUCUUUAAUAGUAUAAAUACAUUUAAAUAUAAUAAAUAUUAGUUAAGUAUAUUUAUACUUACAGUAUAAAAUUUUUUAAAAUAUGACCAGUUUACAGAAAGCAAUUGUUACUCAUAAAAAGGUUAAACAUAUUAGAUAAAACGUAAUUGACAUCAACUUCCCCUUUGCCUAUUUUCCAUGACAUUGCCAGUUUUAGAAAAAAUGUGCGCAUUUUGCCUUUUUAAGCAUAUAAUUUCAUUCGGCUGGGCCAGAGCCUAAUGGAGAACCUCUGGGGCAAAGAUCAGUCACCGAGCCACAAACUGGGAAUUUAAUAUUUUAGGUCAAGUGCCCCAAUUUACUCAAACACACUUCAAGUUAUUGGGGAGAUGCAUCUGUCAUGGUAAUAAUAUUUGGGGUAACAUAAUGAAAAAUUACCAUGAACAUCCUGAAUAGAAAAACCUUUUCAAGAAAUUAAGGAUCUCACUUACAGAAAAUCCUAGGUUUCAAUGGAUUGUUUUGUAGGUAUGAUAUAUCACAAUAAUACUGGUAUAAAUAAGUGCCAACAUUAUUUAUUCACUUCCACAGUGAAAGAAAGAAGAUGCCAAGUUUCUCUAGUGUAAAAUCUGGUGUUUGAGUAGUUUUAUUCAAGUCUGGAGUAUUCAAGUAUCAAGUAUCUUUACUAAAAAGAGAUGCUGUGACAUAUAGUAUAUGCAGUCAGUGCAGAUUUGCAAGUGUCUGCAUAAGCACAUACCAAAUAAUUUGCUGCAGAAAUGUGAAUUAUAUAGAUUUGGAACAUAUUACAUGAGAAAUAAUAAUUUCAGUUGUUGAUAUUUAUUUAAAUCAAAUGUAAUUUUGUCUUAACAUUAUAUUCUGCUUUUUCCUAAUCCUAUCAAUCUGGGUAGCUUUGCUUCCCCACUAAAAAGCCCUCAAAAGGCUGCAAAGAAGGGAAAGGCCACAGCUGAACAGUAGAGAGUUCUGAGGCUGGGGUGCCAUCUGCCUCAUUUCCAGUUAAAGAGAAGUGGUUUGCAAGUGAUGGGAAAGAGUGUCAAGCUAUGACCUGAGAAAACUGCUGCCAGUCAAAGCUGGCAAUACCAGACUAAAUAGACCAGACAAUGCACAGUGUAUAUUCCUAGGGCUCUGAGGAUUAGAUAAUGAGAAGUUGCUGAAGUUGGCACUUGCGCCAAGGAGUGCUGGCAUUAAUCAUGCAAGACAACCCAUUGACAAGUUGAUAAAGAGAAUCAUAGGGAGAUAAAUGUGCAGCACUUACCAUAAUUAUAAUAUACACAAUUUAUGGUAUGAAUUUUAUUUUGGACCCCUGUUCAGUGUGUCUUAGAUGUUCAAUGUUGUAAAUGAUUCAACCACUGCUGUACAACAGUCUUCCCCACCCCACUGCCCUCUUUCUAAUUGUGUUGUUAUCCAUCACAUCUUGCGGGUACUGAAGUGGGGAAGUGGCUGUACAAAUGCAGUUCUCGUCUUUCUAAUUACCUCAGUUGACAAUUUAUUAUAGCUGAUGGCAAGAGCCAAGAUAAGAAACAAAGAUUAAAUGCAACAAAGACACAGAGAGAGAGAGAGAGAAUGAAAACGCAAUACAGCAAUGACCCAGAUAAUCCCUGUCCUAUGAGAGAAUCCUUGCUGCCUCAUGCUAACAGCCACUGACACUAACCCUUGGAGUUUUAUCUUUCAGCUAAGAUGUAACAGAACUGGCAGGGCCAUCAAUUGGGUCAUCUAAGGGGGAUGAAGUGUCAAAAAGUCAAAAUUGUGACAAACAUAAAAAACAGGGUUGUGAUUACUCAGUCAUGACCGUCUUCUGGACAUUUGACUACUAUGCAGAUCUUCUGCACUCCGUAUAGGUAUAAUCAAUUGCUGACAUGCUCCAGUAUAAAAACUACAGUGCAGGAGUACAUGCUGCUUAGACCUGACUUCCUGUUCAUUACAUGGACAAGCCUCCAAGAAUUAAAGAACCCCCUCAUAUCUUCCUUGUAAAAUGGGUGAGGAGAAUGCAUUCAGCCUUGCCAAACAAAGGUUUGAUAAUUAAUUACAAGAAGUCUAUUAAGAUAAGCUGGCUGAACAGCCUUUUCAAAUAAAAUGCCAAAAGAGCUUGGUGCACAGGAUGAAUGAGCAUCAACUCAGAGGCUUGGAAGGGAAAUAUUCCAAAUAUUAGUGCAACAGCAGAAUUAUCCCCUGCCCAGAUAGAGAAGCAGUGGGUGAUAGUCCAAUUCAAUUAGCUCCUUGGGCUUCCAAAUUUGGCCAGGAGUAAUUGUGACCCUCUGCAGGGAGAUAAAGAAAUAAACCUGGGGGUAUCCUAAAAAUAGGCACUCUCAGUGAGCACAACAGACCAAAGAGCCAUGCUCUGAUCUCUAAAGGGGAUUGUACUGUUUCCAGUAAAAUGACUGUAUUGGAAGCACAUUUUCAAAACUAAGUGGGCACAGAAGAAAUCAGCUUGCUGCAAUUCAUAUCUGAAGGCAUUCUCUGGAUCCAAAUGGCAGCACCAUAAAGGAGGUGAGAGGUUAAUGUUAGCAUUAAAAAAUUAAAUAAUGGUGGAGAGAUACUGAUCCCUUUUAAUAUAAAAGAAACAAGAGCAGUUUUAAGCCCUGAAGUUUCUGGAAAGCAUAAAUUACACAAGUGGGAAAAUAACACAGGAAAGUCUUGACCUAGUAUACUCUGAGUUGCUCAUCUAGUAACCAUCUCUGCAAAAUAAACUACUUGAACAUUCUGAUCUUUCACUUAGCAUAAUUAUCUCUAAGGAAUUGUUCUAAAAUUUGAAAAAAAUUGAUCAUUUACAAACAUUUUAUAAAAUGGUUUAGCUCAUAUUUUAGUCCAGGUCUGUAACAAGAGGAUGAUUGCAUCAACUGUGUACCUUAAAACAGAAAUGUUCUUCUCCAACUUCUGGCAAGUGUCUAUCAAGCUUAUUUAACACAUUUUUGAGAUCAUUCAAGUAGAAGUUGAGUAGAGGCUAGAAUCCUUGCCAGCCCUUCCCAAUCCCUUGGACCUAGUGAAAGCUUCAGUAAAACUGGCCUGCAUUGUCACAUCAGACCUGAAGGAUAGAUACGGGGUCUUGACAAGCAGUCUUUGGUCAGUAAACACCCAGUUUUAGCCAUAAGGUAUCCCUAAGGAUACAAUCAACAGCAGAUCCAUGAAUUUUGCAUAAAUUUUAAGACCCCUGUGUAUUUUUUGGGAAGGUAGGAGAAAUUACCUUUGUUAGACAAUACAAAUGCAUUCCUUCUUAAAAAUUUUUUAGAUAAAUACUCAUAUUCAUUUGCUCUAGGCUAUGUCCACUCAAUAGAACAGCAAUAUUCUUUCUCAUUGCUCAGUCCCAGCAUUACUCUACAACAGUGUAUUCCUUCUUUUAAAAAGUUACAGGAUGAGGAGAUGACAAAAUUUCUUAAGCAGAAUGGUAAGUUCAGAGCAGGUGUUGCUAAGAUUUUUUUAAAAAUAAAAAUGAAUUGAUCCAACAUCUUCCUUGUAAAAAAUGGGUGAGGAGCACCUGUACACAUGCACAUUGCACAGAUCCCAUACAUCCUAGCAUGCUUUCAUUCAUGAAGAAGAGCCAGCACAUCCAGCUCAAAGAUUUGUCUGGUAUGGUACUUUGGCCCCACAGAGCAUAAGACCUUAGCAAUUGGUAUUAAAAGGCAUUGAGGUCAAAUUGGGCUAUCAUGACCAGUAGCCAUUAAGAGCCUUACCCGCCAUGAAUUUCUCUAAUCUUUUCAAAGCAUGAGUGUUGGUGUUGCUAUAUCUUCUGCCACAUUCCAUAGUUGUAUUUGUGUUGUGAGAUGACCUUCUAUUUUUCCUCCAUCUCCAUCACUGAUUGAUGCUGGAUUCUAAUAUUAUGAAGGAGGAAAAAAAACACAUCUCCCUAACCAUUUGCUUCAUGUCAUGCAUAAUUGUAGACACCUCUCAUCUCUCACAACAAAACUUGUUUGGUUGCCUGGGCUUCUGCAUCCUCCUGCUAAAUUCUUAGGAAUUGUUAAAUUAUUACUAACUUCCUUUUUAAAAAUCUGAAUGCCAGAUUACUGUUAUUAAGAUACUUUAUCAUUGGUGCCACAGAGUCUGUCCUUGCAAGGCAAUAGUCAUGGCAAGCAUCUCCCACUUAGCCCUCUAAGCUAGAUCUGCUCUGGGGUCUUUGUUAAUUUAGGCUUAUACAUUUGCUUUUUAAACCCUUCAGACUUGGGUUUUGUCUAAAUAUCUGAUUCAGGGUUGCUUAGCUAGAGCAGGGCUUCAGAAUUCCCUCGAAUUUAGCUCCUGAGCUGUAUGUUCCUCAAAAACAUCUUAUAGGUACUCUAAUCCUUUUGCUUUGUUUUCAGCUAAUAUUUAAUAAAGAAAUAAAAGGUAGCACUUCUCCUCAUCUGAGUACUUAAGUUCUGUGUGUAGUUAACUUUCAUCUUGCUUCUUUGUCAGUGGGCCUUCUCGUACUCCUAGAGAUAAAAUAGAACAAAAAACAUAGAUAUAUUUUCCUCUUUGGUUUAACAGUAUAUGGAAUUAAAGCAAUCUUUACUUGACUUAAGAGCUAAGACGGUAUAUCAUCAAUUUAGAAAGCAUCUUUCCACAGAACGAAAUAUUGAUUCAACUUCAGAAUAAUCUUUUAUGCAAAAUGAGACAAACAGAACUUCUUGUAAGAAUACACUGUUGAAGGUUGCCAAAACUGAUACUUUGGAAUAAUCAGGGCACCACCCAGUCCCCAUCUCUCGUUCCUCCCUGCCCCCUCUCUACUCCAGAGGGGUCUUUCCAGUGGCGAGACGAUGUACAGAGCACAGCUCAGGUGCCUGACAGAGCAUACAUGGCAUGGACUGCUUGUGAUUCUCAGCUUAUAUUGCAUGGGUCAAGUGCAUGCAUAUCCAUUUAAGGGUGGUCCUGAACCAAACUCUAGACAUUCUUGUGGAGUUAAAUAUUUCAUUUCCAGUUCAGAAAUUGGGAGGGUGGGGGUGGGAGGCAAUGAAAUUAUCUUGAGUAUUAAAUUUUUGUUACAGCCGUCAUUGCAUCUGUAAAAUGUGUUAGAUUGCAAAAUUUCCAUCGCAACUGUUUUCAACCUCUCCAAAACACGCCCCCAAAAUUGUUUACUUGCAAUGUAAGAAGUGAAUCCAAAACUAGAAUAUCUGAAAUAUUUAAAAUUGAAAGUGAUUUAACGUUGCUCAUUGUUUCAUCACUUUAUCAGUAAAUAGUUGUAUCAGUGAAGCUUGGUGUUUAUCCCACUUUAUAACGAAUAGGAAAGCAUGCCAUUAAAAAGUCUCUUGGGAUUUGAAAAUAUUUAAUGGGGGACAAUAUAGUUUGCUCUCAUAGCUGUAUUACAAGUGUGGGAUCUAGGAAUAACGGGCUACUUUUCUCAACUCUGCCAAUGAUUCCCUCUGUGGCCUUGGGCAAGGUAUGAAACCUUUCUGCCUCAAUUUCCUCAUUUGUAAAAUGGGGAUAACAAUAUUAUCUAUAUCCUCACAGUCUGUUGUGAGGCCUGUUUGGUUAUUAUUCUUGCUGCACUUCUAAGGUGAAAAAAAAGCAUUAUACUUUUUAAUAGAGAAUCCAACAAUUUACAUAUUUUGCUGAAUAUGCUGUGCUAUUUGUACUUUUUUAUACAACUUUUAAUAGUACUGCUGAAAAAAAAUUACAUAACCCAAUACAUGUCUCAUACAGGAUCUGGAAUAUUUUAGCUCUGCCAAGCAAAGUCCUGUACAGUGUUGCAAGAUGCUGCUUUUGCUAAAGUAUAAAGGCAGGUUUUUUUUUUCUAUUAAUGGGGUUCCAACACUGCAUAAACAGAAGUCUUAGCAUAAGGGAGUGUUACAGCAUAUCUUCUACAUAAAGAAAUAGGACACCAUAUAUUUUCAAGCAAGAUUUCAUGAAGUAUGGAAGGUGGGAGGACUUUUGAAGGCAAUUAGUCCCAUCAACAGAAAUUAAAUAUCUUUAUUUCAAUCCAUGAGCAAGUUGCACGUUUACAUGAUCAUAUAAAUUAGUGUUAACAGGACAAAAAGCUGGAAAACUCAGUUUUGCUCAGAGGUAAUUGGGUGUCUUCUAAUCAUUGUCAAAGAUUGAUUUGAUUAUUCUCAGCAACUGAUGUAAAGGGAAGAGUGUCAGAUUAUGUACUGGGAGACAGUCUGAAUCCAUUUUCAUUUGAUGUUCAAAUUUGACAAAAUCCACAGGGAAUUUCUCCUAUGCAAACCCCAUGACAGUCUCUGUGAAGGAGGUUUUGGGGUAGAGUAUGCAAAUAACGUCCAUCCACCCUUUUUUAACAAGAGCACACCUCCUCCUCGGAGUGUUCCUCAGGCCUUCCGCCACAAAGGAUUCCACUUCCUACCUCUUUCCAUCUUAGGGAGUGGCUAAGCCUUAUACCAGUAGAGACACCUCUAGCUCCAUCUGAGCAUCUACAGAUGUACCUGCACCCCCGAUCCAGAUCCUAUCUGGAUUGGGAUCAAAAGGUUAAUUUUCACCAACUCAUAAUUAUCCCAUUUCAGUUAGUUGGCCUGCUUAUGCUUAAUUAUUAUGCAGAGUUUAGGCCUAGGAUUUGUUUAUACUGUAAUCAAUGCCCCAAACUAUCUCAGAACAGACUUCAGAGCUUUUACUUAUUUUCAUUGCUUAGAAGAUGUACACAAUCCAAUUUAAUAAAAUGUAGUGAAAUUUUGUCAAUGUAAAGCCUGAGAUCCACAUGUCAUGUGGAAGGGAUAGCUUAUAGUCCCUAUACAAUGAAUUUCUUGCAUGAAAGAAUGAGAAUGAUCACACUGUGGUAUUUGCUGUGUUCUCGCUCUCUCUUUGGACAAAAGUCAAACCCAAUAAAAUUUUACAUUUUAUAUAUAUGAUACUAUUUUAAGGCUCAAUAUUUCUAUCUGGAAGACAGGAAAAUGUUUUCUAAUUAUUUAAUAAUCGCAUGGUACUGUAAAGAAAAUGGAGAGGCCAUUCCUUUGCUGGGAGAAGAUGUUUUUAAAAAUGGACAAGAUUAAUGUACAAAUUGUUGUACUUUUCCCUUAAACUUAACAAUUAAACUUUGUUUGCAUGACUUUUUUUUGUUAAAUAGUAAUGAUAGUUUGAAAGCAAAUUGAGUAUGAAUAAAGAUACUGACAAUUA